Molecule: messenger RNA, 486 nt
Organism: Micromonas commoda
Lineage: Eukaryota; Viridiplantae; Chlorophyta; Mamiellophyceae; Mamiellales; Mamiellaceae
Exons: 1
Biological process (GO): protein deubiquitination; endoplasmic reticulum unfolded protein response
Cellular component (GO): nucleus; cytosol
Molecular function (GO): cysteine-type deubiquitinase activity
Source: RefSeq, a predicted model, not a curated record
AAGGUGGAGUACUUCGGCGUGGUGCGCGUUCGCGGCGACGGGCGGUGCAUGUUCCGCGCGAUGGCCGUCGGGCUCGCGCACAUCACCAACAAGAUGCUCACCUCGUCGUCGGAGGAGCACGAGGCGGACCAGCUCAGGCUCGCGGUCGCCGAGUCCAUGUGUCGCACCGCGGAGAAGCGCAGAAAGUUCCAGGACGCGGAGACGGCAAUCUCGUUCGAGAUGCCGAUGGCGACGUACUGCAAGCGUAUCCUGCAGCCGACGUUCUGGGGAGGCGAGCCGGAGCUGCUGGUCCUGUGCCACCUGCUCAGACGGCCAAUCGUGGUGUACCUGCCCGCGGCGAAGGUGCGAAGCGCGGGGACGAACAACGGGUUCGUGGCGAUCCAGACGUACGGCGGCGAGUACGCGGUGAGCAAGAAGACGGGCAAGGAGAGGAAGCCGGUGCGCUUGCUCUUCAACGGCGAUAACCAUUACGACGCGCUCAUCUGA